This is a messenger RNA of Protopolystoma xenopodis, 663 nucleotides long. The record is from the annotation of a GenBank genome assembly. NCBI's taxonomy places the organism in Eukaryota, Metazoa, Platyhelminthes, Monogenea, Polystomatidea, Polystomatidae.
AUGGGUUGGGGGAUGGUGACGAUGGCACGUUUUGCCCCCUACUCCGACUUGUAUUGCCCCGACAACCCUUGCAUUCGUGUCUAUGCCUCUGCUUCUGCCAGACUCUCAAGCAAGAGGACACUGCCCGACACUGCCCGGACUGACCGGAGAGAGACAAUAUGGGUGAGUCGAUUUGGCAGCCGGUCUCCAUGUGGCUCCAGCGUCGUCUGCAUCAACCUCCUGAGCAGACUGACCGUCGGCCAACACUUGUGCACGCAAGGGACGAGCAUGAGGAUCUACGAACGGACAGAGGAGGCGACAAACAUACAAAGACGGAAACAUGGGGACGAGAUAACAGUCACUUGGACAUACACACGAGGUGACAAAGAUGGCAUGAAUUUGUGGCUACUUGUAUCUUUUAUGGCUGCGUGUCAAGCUGUCUGUAGUGUUUGCGCGUGUGCGCACACAUUUCUGACAAGAAUGCGCCUCUGCCGAUCCACUUCAUACCAAGUCACGCGCGUUGCCGUAUUAAAAGUAGGCUUCUUCCCCACCCUCGUCUGUGAACAGCGCCUGAAGAGGCAGCGGACAGGAGUCGCCUCGACUUGGGGUGAGGCGAAUCGGUGCUUCGGGCGCCCACAAAACAGCGAGAAACCAAUUUUAUUGGAGAGCUUUUUUGCCUCUUAG